AUGCUUCUAAGGAUUCCAAUUCUGUUUGUUAUAUUAUUAAACUUUGCAAAAGCUGAAAAUGUCAGAAUUUGCAAAGAUAUUAAAGAUUGUAAGACUUGUGCAGAAAGCUACAUCCAUAUUCUAGGAUUCAAGGAAGAUUGUAGAUGGUGUAUCGAAACAAAAUCAUGCGGCGGCCCUCUUUCCUGCCCAAUGGGAAAGCCGUUCAUACAAAAAGAUCCCUUCAGAUGUCCUACAACAAUUAGCCAUGCACCCGGAAAGCGAUAUUCAGAUGCACUUGGUCGAUCUUUAUUCGCUGUCUCUCUUGCAGUACGUGGAGACAAUGCAACGACUUGCCUCUACAACACUCGUCCAGAUAUUCAUUUUGUCAAGACAUACGAGGUUGUCUGUGACGGUGCCGGAAAUACGUGUAAAGGUCUUAUUGCAAUGAGUGAAGAGGCGAAAGCUCUUUACGUGUCUUACAAGGGAAGCACUUUCGGGAAACAACUUCUCGCCGAGUUCUUGCACGGUCUCACAGCACAAUUGGGCGCAUGGGAGAAGUUUGAGUCAGAAGACGCGGGAGUUAUUACUUAUUUCCAUAAUGCUUUUUAUCGACUUUUUGUCGACAGUGGAAUGAGAGACGACUUGCUCGAUCAUCGUAAAAAGCACAGAAACUAUCGCGUUUGGGUUACUGGCCACUCUCUUGGAGGAUCUCUUGCGUCCAUGACUGCUCUUCACUUAGUCAAAUCGAAAGCUGUGGAUUCAAAAAGUAUUCGUCUGGUGACAUUUGGAGAGCCACGUACUGGUAAUAUUGCAUAUGCGAAGGAAGUCGAGCGAUAUGUGCCCUUCCGGUACCGUGUUGUCAAGAGAAACGAUCCAGUGCCAAACAUGCCAGCUCCUCUCAGUCCUGCAGCUAUUCUCACAACUACUAUGUACAAUCGUCAACCUAUGCAUUAUCGUUUCCUUGUUCAUUACAACAACAAAAUGGAACGAGGAGAUCGUUUUAAGACGUGCGAAGUUUCUGACGAUCUAGGAUGCCGUAAUCCGGCUCUUUCUGAUGUCACAGAUCAUAUGAGCUACUUCCAAAUAGAUCAGGAUGAAUAUGUGAAGAGAGAUUGUCCCAGAAACGAGCUUAUUUUUUAA
Caenorhabditis bovis is the source of this 1119-nucleotide messenger RNA. NCBI's taxonomy places the organism in Eukaryota, Metazoa, Nematoda, Chromadorea, Rhabditida, Rhabditidae. The record is from the annotation of a GenBank genome assembly.